AUGGAUGAUAAUUUGCGGAUCGUUCGACAAAUUGGAGAACAGCAAGCUCACAACUCCUAUCUUCGUGAUUGUUACACGUUGCUCAAAGCUACUCAAGAUCUGACGGAAAAGACAGCCGAAGACCUCCACAAACUCUACAGAUCCCUUGAUACGAGACCGGGAUACACUGUUCACGAAAUCAUCCGGAAAUUUCAAAAUAAUGUCUUGAGCCUCAUUGAGAAGGCUUGUGAGUCCCAAGCCGCUUGUGAGGAGCUAUGUCAGUUGGACAUGUCCUAUUCAGCGCGUGUAGUCUUCGAGCCGAUACGAAGGAUGUAUACCGAGGCAGAUGUGACUUUGGAUGGACAAAAGACUACGGGACCUUAUGAUUGUACCUAG
Molecule: messenger RNA, 375 nt
Organism: Penicillium malachiteum
Lineage: Eukaryota; Fungi; Ascomycota; Eurotiomycetes; Eurotiales; Aspergillaceae
Exons: 1
Coding region: 1-375 (124 amino acids)
Source: RefSeq, a predicted model, not a curated record